AGACACCAACGUCUCGGGCCUAGGGUGGGGAACAGGAAGCCUGGCUUCCUUCUCCCUCAUUCUGAAGGCCCAGCCCCCACCCCCAUCCCGUUAGAUCCCCUUUAUCUUCGACUUUGCUCAGAGCUGCAGACAGAUGAGUAAUCCUCUCAGGGCCUAGAGAGUCUCGGGGGAUCUAGGGUGGGGGUGGACACUCCUCCCCGGGCCCUCUUCCACCUUUGGAAUGCAAAGCCACUCGCUGGGAGCCCGUCUGCUGGCCAGCUGAGACCCACCCCGCAUUCCAUCUCAUCCCACGUGGCCUCAGUUCAAUCCAGUCGCUCUUUGCGACCCCAUGGACUGCUGGUGGCCUGGGCACUGUCUAAUCCUCACCCAGAAGAGGGGCAGGCGUGGGUCGGAUGGUCCAGUCAGUGGCGGCACCUGGGCUGGGACUCAGGUGUCUUCCUGCCUGCCGGGACCCUGCUAGGACACAACUUGUAUAGCACCUUAUAAACAGCCAGCAGGAGUAGUUUCUGGAAAGAAAUUGAAAGGGGACAGUUCAGCCUUGGCCUCGGUACCCAGAGCCACCCGCCACCCUUGCGCCCUGCCCUGGGUCAUCAUGGCCUGCCUGAGUCCCUCACAGCUCCAGAAGAACAGGAACCUGAAGCCCAGAGUGGUCGGUUCACAGCCAGGGGCCGUCCAGGCCACGGCACCCGCGGUGCUGGGGGAACGUUUUCAGGAGGAUGGAUUCCUGGUGCUGGAAGGGUUCCUGUCUGCAGAUGAGUGUGAGGCCAUGCAGAGAAGGAUUGGUGAGAUUGUGGCCAAGAUGGAUGUCCCUCUCCACUGUCGCACGGAAUUUUCUACCCAGGAGGAGGAGCAGCUGCGUGCCCAGGGCAGCACAGACUAUUUCUUAAGCAGCGGUGACAAGAUCCGAUUCUUCUUUGAGAAAGGCGUCUUUGAUAAACAAGGAAAUUUCCUGGUCCCACCAGAGAAAUCUAUCAACAAAAUUGGCCAUGCCCUGCAUGCCCAUGACCCCAUCUUCAGGGGCGUCACACACUCCCCCAAGGUGCAGGCUUUGGCCAGAAGUCUGGGCCUCCAGAUGCCUGUGGUUGUGCAGAGCAUGUAUAUCUUUAAGCAACCUCACUUCGGAGGCGAAGGUGGGCCUGCUGCAGUCACCCCUCACCAGGACGCCUCCUUCCUGUACACGGAGCCCCUGGGCCGGGUGCUGGGCCUGUGGAUCGCGCUGGAAGACGCCGUGCUGGAGAACGGCUGCCUCUGGUUCAUCCCUGGCUCCCACAGAGGUGGAGUGUCGAGAAGGAUGGUCCGGGCCCCUGCUGGCUCGGCGCCUGGCACCAGCUUCCUUGGGUCUGAGCCAACCCGGGAUAACAGCUUCUUUGUGCCCACACCAGUGCUGAGAGGGGCCCUCGUCCUGAUCCAUGGAGAAGUGGUGCACAAGAGCGAGCGGAAUUUCUCUGACCGUUCGCGCCAGGCCUACACUUUCCACCUCAUGGAGGCCGCUGGCACCGUCUGGAGCCCAGAUAACUGGCUCCAGCCGACCCCCGAGCUGCCCUUUCCCCCACUGUACAUCUAAAGGCCCUCUCAGGGCGGGGACACGUACGCUCUUGGGUGAAGCUGCGGGCCACCAACACCAGCGCCUCGCCCAACCGCCUGGCCUCAACAGGGAAGCCACGUCUCUCCUCCAGGGUUUUCCUCAUGCCGGUGUCUCUGAAGACAGGCGGGCACGAGGUGGCUGCCAGGCAGCUUGAGCCCGGGCUGGGUGCCCUUCCCGACAUCUCUCUCUGCUUCUCCCCCAACACAACCUCUCCCAAGAGGCAGCCUCACAGCCACGAAAAGGGUUCUCACUGCUUCUCUGCCAGCUUCUCCAUCUUCUCCCCUCUCAGAUGGAAGUCUUGGUCAGUAUGUUGGGAGACACUGAAUAAACAUGACUUCCGAAUGCA
Odocoileus virginianus texanus is the source of this 1931-nucleotide messenger RNA. It is a transcript of the gene PHYHD1, whose product is annotated as phytanoyl-CoA dioxygenase domain containing 1. Lineage: Eukaryota; Metazoa; Chordata; Mammalia; Artiodactyla; Cervidae. The record is from RefSeq and is a predicted model, not a curated record.